GCAGGAAGAUGACUUGUUGACUGUCCAUCAGCUGUAGGCGGGCGAUUUUGUGAGUUUUGUUUUUUCUUAGUUUUUUUCUGGAUUCUAUGCUCAUAUGAGACUGAAAACGCAAGAGGAAGAUAAACACAAUGGCAAACCUGUUACACUGGAGCCUCCUUUUGCUCUGUACAGUAAGCCUCUGCAUCCAGCUAGUGUCCAGUGGCAACCAAAGCUCCCGAGGACAGCCAGGGUCAUCAAAAGAGAGGACAGGGACUUGUGAGGUAGUUGCUGCUCAUCGCUGCUGCAAUAAGAACAAGAUUGAAGAGCGCUCUCAAACAGUCAAGUGCUCCUGCUUCCCAGGACAGGUGGCAGGGACAACAAGGGCGCUGCCCUCUUGUGUUGAAGCUUCAAUUGUGCGCCUGAAAUGGUGGUGUAAAAUGGAGCCGUGUCUGGAGGGGGAAGAGUGUCGAGUUCUCCCUGACCUCACUGGCUGGUCAUGCAUCUCUGGGAACAAAGUGAAGACCACAAAGGUGGCGCGGUAGCAAGACAUAAGAUCUGUCUAAUGAGUGGGAUCCAAGCCUGACCUGCUGCAGCCAACUUCAACCCCAUCACACAGGGAAUGAAAGAAAUUAGAUUUAAUUAGCUAUCUCCUGGCUGCGCUUUAACCUGCAAGAAUUCAUUAUUUUAAUUUCCUUUUUGCUGAAACAAUUCUUUUUUGUGUUAAUCUCACGGAGAGAGCAAUCUAUAAACAAUUGACUUAAGAUAAAAUGAUGCAGCACCUUUUUCCAAUCCAAACAGAGCUUCUGCAAAAGUCUUUGUUUUUGUGCUUGGAAUGCUGGGCACAUUGUGAUGCGCUCAAUCAAAGUUUGGAUGGAGCUGCUGGCAGACACUUAAAAAGAGAUUUUAUGGAUUUUCAGGUGGCAGAAUGUGAGCCUAGUCAGUGGCUCAUGACUUUGUGCCGUUCAAAGAAAAAGACCACAAGUACUGAGGAAUUUGUGAUUACACUAUGUAGCAUUUGUAGUCAACACUGUCCCUUAACAUAUGCUUAGCUUUCUAAAGAUGUCAGAUCCCUUUAGACACAAAAUACUUCUACAUGCACACACACACACAAGCACACAUACACGAAUACUACUUUUUGAUUCCACUGGUUGGACGGGCCACCACCUGCAAGGCUGUGAUGGCAUGCACACAAGCAUGAAGCCCUGACGCAAAACAAGAACUGUUUGAAAUGCUAAUCAUGAGAAGAAAUGGGAGAGAAAAGAGAAGAGGAGCCUCUUCACUGCUGAGAGUCUUUACUUCAU
This is a messenger RNA of Melanotaenia boesemani (Boeseman's rainbowfish), 1280 nucleotides long. Its product is annotated as chemokine-like protein TAFA-4. Gene Ontology annotation, molecular function: receptor ligand activity. Lineage: Eukaryota; Metazoa; Chordata; Actinopteri; Atheriniformes; Melanotaeniidae. The record is from RefSeq and is a predicted model, not a curated record. The coding region runs from base 129 to 521 and encodes 130 amino acids. The transcript has 5 exons.